CCGCCACUGUAAUACAAUGCCGCAGAAUCAAGCAACCCCGUACUCGUCGCCCCUUGGUUCGUUCUUCUUCUCCUCUCCUUAUUAAUCUUCAAUCUCACAUUUCCCUUUUCCCCAUCUCUCUCUUUCACCUGCUCUCUGUUUCUUCAAUCUCCUUCCCUUUCUUCUCCGCCGUUGCAACUCUUCCAGUCAUGGUUCGCUUCAGUGUCACCAGGAAGCAGACCGCCCCUAUCGAUGGCCAGAAGCCCGGUACUUCUGGCCUCCGCAAGAAGGUUAAAGUAUUCAUUCAACCAAACUACUUGGAGAAUUUUGUUCAGGCAACAUUUAAUGCAUUGACUGCUGAAAAAGUUCGAGGGGCUACACUUGUUGUUUCUGGAGAUGGACGCUAUUAUUCAAAGGAUGCUAUUCAGAUUAUAACCAAGAUGGCUGCAGCAAAUGGGGUACGGCGUAUUUGGGUUGGUCAAAAUGGUUUGCUUUCAACUCCUGCUGUGUCUGCUGUCAUACGUGAAAGAGUUGGGGUUGAUGGAUCCCGAUCAUCGGGAGCAUUUAUUUUGACUGCAAGUCACAAUCCAGGAGGCCCCAAUGAGGAUUUUGGGAUUAAAUACAACAUGGAAAAUGGUGGCCCUGCUCCAGAAGGAAUUACUGAUAAGAUCUAUGAAAACACAAAAUCAAUAAAGGAGUACUUAAUUUCUGAAGAUCUACCUAACGUGGAUAUUUCCGCAAUAGGUGUUUCUAGCUUUGGCGGACCUGAAGGACAAUUUGACGUUGAAGUUUUUGAUUCUGCCAGUGACUAUGUGAAGUUAAUGAAGUCAAUAUUUGAUUUUGAAUCUAUCCGCAAGCUUCUAUCCUCUCCCAAAUUCUCAUUCUGUUAUGAUGCUCUACACGGUGUUGCUGGAGCUUAUGCAAAACGUAUUUUUGUGGAAGAGCUCGGUGCAAAAGAAAGCUCAUUACUGAACUGUGUACCUAAGGAGGACUUUGGAGGAGGUCAUCCUGAUCCCAAUCUUACUUAUGCCAAGGAAUUGGUUGCUCGUAUGGGAUUGGGAAAAUCAAGCUCUGGACAAGAACCUCCAGAAUUUGGUGCUGCUGCUGAUGGUGAUGCAGAUCGCAAUAUGGUCCUUGGUAAAAGGUUUUUUGUCACUCCUUCAGACUCUGUUGCCAUUAUUGCUGCUAAUGCUGUUGAAGCUAUUCCGUACUUCUCUGGUGGUUUGAAGGGUGUCGCCAGGAGCAUGCCAACCUCUGCUGCACUAGAUGUGGUUGCCAAAAACUUGAACUUGAAGUUUUUUGAGGUGCCCACGGGCUGGAAAUUUUUUGGUAAUUUAAUGGAUGCAGGAAUGUGCUCCGUCUGUGGGGAAGAGAGUUUUGGAACUGGAUCUGACCAUAUUCGUGAGAAAGAUGGAAUCUGGGCAGUUUUGGCUUGGUUAUCUAUUCUUGCUUAUAAAAACAAGGCAAACCUUGAUAGUGGAAAGCUUGUGACAGUCGAAGACAUAGUUCGCCAACACUGGGCCACCUAUGGUCGCCAUUAUUAUACUAGAUACGAUUAUGAGAACGUUGACGCUGAAGCAGCAAAGGAACUGAUGGCGAAUCUGGUGAAGCUGCAAUCUUCACUUGCCGAANUUUUUGUAAUUAUCAAGGGAGUUCGUUCAGAUGUUUCAAAGGUUGUCCAUGGUGAUGAAUUUGAGUAUAAAGAUCCUGUUGAUGGUUCCNGAGAACACGUUUUAGUACAAAUGACAAUUUAUAUAUUAUCAAUCUUCUUUACAUGGUUGCAGGUCUUCCGCCUGUCUGGAACUGGCUCUGAAGGCGCAACUAUUCGGCUCUACAUUGAGCAAUAUGAGAAAGAUCCAUCAAAAACUGGGAGAGAUUCUCAGGAAGCUCUCGCUCCUCUGGUGGAAGUUGCUCUUAAGCUCUCAAAAAUGCAAGAAUUUACCGGCCGAUCUGCUCCUACCGUCAUUACUUAAGUGAAUUAGAUAUAACCCAUGAUUUUGAAGAAAUAAUUGUUGCUAGCUUGCGGUGGCGCAAGAUCUCUUAAAACAUCACUGUAAGUGCUUCCAGAGUGUUUGUUUGGCGGGAAAACUUUGGCCUACAUAAAUUUUGGAUUUUGAUUGUCUUAAUAAUCUUUGAUGCUUCAUUCUUAUGAAGCUCGACAAAGUAAUAGAAUAUAUAAUAUAUAUUUGAAUGAAUUAAUGUGGUUUUUUACCCA
This is a messenger RNA of Cucurbita pepo subsp. pepo (vegetable marrow), 2194 nucleotides long. Lineage: Eukaryota; Viridiplantae; Streptophyta; Magnoliopsida; Cucurbitales; Cucurbitaceae. The record is from RefSeq and is a predicted model, not a curated record.